Molecule: messenger RNA, 1416 nt
Organism: Aspergillus nomiae NRRL 13137
Lineage: Eukaryota; Fungi; Ascomycota; Eurotiomycetes; Eurotiales; Aspergillaceae
Product: aldehyde dehydrogenase family protein
Exons: 3
Coding region: 1-1416 (471 amino acids)
Molecular function (GO): aldehyde dehydrogenase (NAD+) activity
Source: RefSeq, a predicted model, not a curated record
AUGUCUCUCGAAACCAUCACGACCAUCUCGCCCUCCACGAAUCAGCCAGUUGUCACUCGGACGGGCGUCACCUCCGAGGACCUACAACGGAUCCCGGAGGUCGCGCAGGAGGCCUUCCGAUCAUUCUCUCAGUCCACCUCUCUCAAGCAGCGUCAAGAGAUUGUCACUCGUGCAUUGGACAUCCUCGAGAAAAAGAAAGAUGAGCUUGCGCGCGAGCUAACCGAGCAGAUGGGUCGCCCGAUCGCAUAUACCGGUGUGGAGGUAAUGACAGCUAUCAAGCGCAGUCGCUACCUGACCAAGAUCAGUGACUCGGUCCUGGGUGACGAGGGCGUUGUCCCCGGUGAAGAGGAGAAGGGCUUCAGGCGCUAUAUCAAGCGGAAGCCCGUUGGUGUGGCCUUUAUCAUAUUUGCCUGGAACUACCCCUAUUUGAUCCUUGUCAACAGUUUGAUCCCUGCUAUUCUGGCCGGAAAUGCUGUCAUUUUGAAACCCUCCCCUCAAACUCCGACCAUAGUAGAGCAAUUUGCCACUGCCUUCACCGAGGCCGGGCUGCCUCAAAACGUCAUCCAAUAUUUCCACUGUGGAUCCCCUACAUUACUUGAAACUAUUGUCCGGUCACCUUUGGUUGACCACAUAUGUUUCACCGGCUCCGUGGCUGGUGGCUUGGCCGUUCAAAGGGCCGCGUCAGACCGCAUUGUCAAUGUUGGGCUGGAGCUCGGUGGCAAAGACCCAGCUUAUGUUCGGGACGAUGUGGAUGCGGCGUGGGCGGCGGAGGAGGUCGUUGACGGAGCUAUCUUCAACAGUGGACAAAGCUGCUGUGCGAUCGAGAGGGUCUACGUGCACAAGAAUAUCUACGAUACCUUCGUUGAGGAAGUCAAGAAGGUCCUAAGCAAGUAUCGUGUCGGAGAUCCGUUUGACGAGCAAACACAGAUCGGGCCUGUAAUUUCAAAGCGUGCGAAGGACACGAUUCAGUCCCAUAUCGCCGAUGCGGUACAGAAGGGUGCCAAGGAUGAAACUCCAGCAAAUGAGACAUUUGAAAACCCUCCUGCGGGUGGAAACUACGUCAAGCCUACGCUUCUGACGGGCGUGAACCAUGACAUGGUUGUUAUGACGGAGGAGACCUUUGGACCUGUCAUUCCUGUUAUGAAGGUCAACAGCGAUGAGGAGGCUAUUAGGCUGAUGAACAACAGCGAGUUUGGACUGACUGCCAGUGUCUGGACCAAGGAUGUGGCUAGGGCUGAGGAACUAGUUGAGCAGGUGGAGGCGGGAACUGUCUUCAUUAACCGAUCUGACUAUCCUAGUCCGGAUCUCGCAUGGACCGGCUGGAAGAAUUCGGGACGGGGCGUAACUCUCAGUCGAUUCGGAUUUGAGCAAUUUGUCAAGCUCAAGAGCCACCAUAUCAAGGCUUACCCUAAAUAA